CAGAGCGGAGAAGCUUUUCGUUAAAUUUUCGGGUCGCGGAGGAGGAAGGAGGGCGGACCGCCGGCGGCCCAGUGGGGAAGAGCCGCCUGCUUCGCGGUUCAUUCAGAGCGGAUGCGGAGCGUCUUGGCCGCGACAGCCUAGAUGUUUCUGAUGCAAUCGGGGCUGUCCAAAUAUUAAGUGGUCCAUUUUGAAGAGAGUGUCAGCUCCUCCCAAGUGCAAAAUGUCUUUAUCGACAACCCCCAUGGAAUUGUAUGGGAAAGUGGCUGCCCAAGGGGACACUGUCCGACUGCUAAAGUCAAACAAAGCAACAAAGGAAGAAAUUGAUGCAGCAGUAAAGGAACUGUUGGCACUGAAACUGAAUUAUAAAACAUUGACAGACCAGGAGUACAAGGUUGGCGUUCCGCCCACGAGCAGCACACCAGUUAAUAGUAAUGGCCCGGCUGUUGAAGAAGAUGGUGGUGACUAUGUGGAUCCAUGGACUGUGCAGACAACCUGUGCCAAAGGGGUGGACUAUGACAAGUUGAUUGUUCGGUUUGGAAGCAGCAAAAUUGAUCAGGAGUUGAUUAACAGAAUAGAACAAGUCACUGGUCAAAGAGCUCAUCAUUUUCUUUGCAGAGGAAUCUUCUUCUCUCAUCGGGAUAUGCACCAGAUCCUUGAUGCUUUUGAAACAAAAAAAUCAUUUUACCUAUAUACAGGGCGUGGUCCUUCAUCAGAAGCUAUGCAUAUGGGCCACCUUAUUCCAUUCAUCUUCACAAAGUGGCUCCAAGAUGUUUUUGAUGUACCUCUUGUAAUUCAGCUGACCGAUGAUGAGAAAUACCUGUGGAAAGACAUAACACUGGAACAGGCUUAUAAGUAUGCUGUCGAGAAUGCCAAAGACAUCAUUGCUUGUGGCUUUGAUAUGAAUAAGACCUUCAUCUUCUCUGAUCUGGAUUACAAGGGACAGAGCCCAGGAUUCUAUCAGAAUGUGGUUAAAAUCCAGAAACAUGUUACUUUUAAUCAAGUGAAGGGGAUCUUUGGCUUUGGAGAUAGUGACUGUAUAGGAAAGAUCAGUUUUCCUGCUAUCCAGGCGGCUCCAUCUUUCAGCACCUCAUUUCCACAAAUCUUUAAUGGCCAAAAGGAUAUUCAAUGUCUAAUUCCCUGUGCUAUUGACCAGGACCCAUAUUUUCGGAUGACCAGGGAUGUUGCUCCAAGGAUUGGAUAUCCAAAACCAGCAUUGUUGCAUUCAGUCUUCUUCCCUGCUCUGCAAGGAGCACAAACAAAAAUGAGUGCCAGUGACUCCAAUUCAUCCAUCUUCCUCACAGAUACCCCAAAGCAGAUCAAAACAAAGAUCAACAAGCAUGCUUUUUCAGGUGGCAAGGAUACUAUUGAAGAACACCAACAGUUUGGUGGGAAUUGUGAAGUAGAUGUAUCUUACAUGUAUUUGACCUUUUUCCUAGAAGAUGAUGAGAAACUGGACAAAAUAAAACAGGAUUAUUCAAGUGGAAAGCUUCUUACAGGAGAGCUGAAGAAGAUUCUUAUUGAAACACUGCAGCCCAUCAUAGCAGCACACCAAGUACGACGCAAGCAGGUGACCGAUGAAAUGGUGAAACAGUUUAUGACUCCCCGGAAACUGGCAUUUGACUUUUAAUGACAGAGCUUCAUGAAUUCUGAAACUAUAUAGAGAACCGUGGCAAUUUUCAUUCAUCAGAGUCUUAACAUGAUGCUGAAGCUAUGUGUAACAUUAUUAUGGAUGAAUGUUUUAGAAUAUAUUAAUAAAUGUCACUAAAUUAUCACCAA
Molecule: messenger RNA, 1776 nt
Organism: Carcharodon carcharias (great white shark)
Lineage: Eukaryota; Metazoa; Chordata; Chondrichthyes; Lamniformes; Lamnidae
Product: tryptophan--tRNA ligase, cytoplasmic-like
Exons: 11
Coding region: 221-1627 (468 amino acids)
Biological process (GO): tryptophanyl-tRNA aminoacylation
Cellular component (GO): cytoplasm
Molecular function (GO): tryptophan-tRNA ligase activity; ATP binding
Source: RefSeq, a predicted model, not a curated record